GGUUUUGUAGAGCUACAAGUUGUCAUUUUAAAUUUUAUUUAUACAUUUUUGGCUAUCGUAAAUAAGAUAUUUGACAUGAUCUUUAAAAUAUCUAGAACUAAUAUAUUAGAGGAAUAAAUAUUAUCGUAUCAAUUUUUUAUUUCUAGCGUUUCAAAAUGUCCGAAAAAGUUGGAUUUGAUGAGUUGCGGCUAAAGUAUAAGGAUGUAUUAUCAAAAGCAUUUACUACAAAUAAUAUCGAUUUGCUCGAUUCCUUUUCAAAAAAUGCGAAUGAGAGCGACAGAAAAUCAGCCAUGGACCAAGCCUUUAGAGAUAAACUACUGGAUUUGCUAUUAGAGGAGCCAAAUACCUUGGAAAGCUAUGUAAAUUUUUGUAUAGACUCAUGUCGAAGGCAAAUGGUGACUGCAACUAUGCCUGUAGUUCUUUUGGGUGAUAUUUUCGAUGCACUAACACUGAACAAGUGUGAAAAAAUGUUUAUGUAUGUUGAAAAUGGAGUAAAUAUUUGGAGGGAAGAAUUAUUCUUUGUGGCAUGUAAGAACCAUUUACUAAGAAUGUGUAAUGACUUACUGAGAAGAUUAUCAAGAUCUCAAAAUACGGUAUUCUGUGGCAGAAUAUUGUUAUUCUUAGCCAAAUUCUUUCCGUUUUCUGAGCGCUCUGGGCUUAAUAUUGUGUCCGAAUUCAACUUGGAAAACAUUACGGAGUUUGGUGGUGAUAAUACAAGUACCUUAAAGGAUGUAUUGGAUGAAGAAAUGGUUGUUGAAGAUGAUAAAAAUAAAUUGGUCAUAGAUUACAAUCUUUACUGUAGAUUUUGGAGCUUACAGGACUUCUUUAGGAACCCUAACACAUGUUAUAAUAAAUUACAAUGGAAAACCUUUGUUGCGCAUUCAGGCAGUGUCCUAUCAGCUUUCUCCUCAUACAAGCUAGAGGCUGUGGAGUUGCAGAAAUCGAAAUUAAACAUACUUAAAUCGGUAAACUCGGAUGUUGAAAUGCAAGAGAACAAAGAGCAACAUUACUUUGCAAAGUUUCUAACAAACCAGAAACUUUUGGAGUUACAGUUGUCUGACUCAAAUUUCAGGAGAUGCGUCCUGAUACAGUAUCUGAUACUCUUUCAAUAUUUAAUGUCGACGGUAAAGUUUAAAAUGGAAUCUCAGGAAUUAAAAUCAGAUCAGAUAGACUGGGUGAAAGACACCACAGCGCUCGUUUAUAAGCUCCUCGGUGAAACUCCGCCCGACGGCAAACAGUUUGCUGAAUGUGUGAAGAGAAUAUUGAAGAGGGAAGAACAUUGGAACAGUUGGAAGAACGAUGGAUGUCCAGAAUUUCAAAAGCCAAAACCUCCGGUGCAAGCGGAGAACGAGGAGGUGAAGCGUUCGAGGAAACGACGCCGGCCUGUUGGAGAUAUUAUUAAAGAAUAUUCUGGAACCGACAAGUUCUUCAUGGGGAAUAAUGACCUGACAAAGUUGUGGAACCUCUGUCCGGACAAUCUAGCCGCUUGUAGAACUAAGGAAAGAGAUUUCAUGCCAUCACUAGAAUCAUAUAUGUUAUCUGGUGAUGGUGGUGAGGGUGCUGGUGGGUGGGGGUGGCGAGCUCUGCGUCUGCUAGCAAGAAGGUCACCACACUUCUUCGUCCACACAAACAAUCCCAUCGGACGGCUGCCGGAUUAUCUUGAUGAUAUGGUUAAAAAAAUCACUCGUGAAGUGGCCGCCAAUAAUGUGUCCAACAACACAAACGGUGACUCCAACGUUAACAACGAUAAAGCUAAGCUGGAGCAGACUGAAGAAGAACUGACAGAAGAGCAAAUAGAAACUGAUAUUAUAAAGGAAGAAGACACGACCGACCUUGAACAGGCACCAGACUCGACCCACGACGACGAUAAGCCGACCAGAUCUAAGAUAACAAUGAUAUCAUCCACACAGCUCCAGGCUGUUUCAUCCAAGUUGCCCGAGUGGAAGAAACUCGCGGCGAAGCUAGGAUACAAACCGGACGAAAUACAGUUCUUCGAAACGGAAUACACGACGGAGGAGGCGAGGGCCAAGAACAUGCUGCAGCUUUGGUUCGACGACGACGAGGACGCCUCCGUCGAGAACCUGCUCUACACCAUGGAGGGACUGAAGAUGACCGAAGCCUGCGAGGCCUUGAAGAACUCUAAGUGACGGAGAGAGACAGAGGGAGAUAGAAGCGUCGGUGAAUGGAAUCGAAUGAAUGAGUGAAUGAAUGAAGUCAAUGCUUUGAGAGUUAUUUACAAUUUAAAUGCCAACAUGCAUCAUUGAUCUGUAGAAUAAAUAUUUUCAGCAACAAAAUGACCAAUACAGUAGGAAAACAAAUAUAGAUAAUAUUUUUCAAAUAUUAAUUACAAAAUACUACGUGCGAUUUAUUUCAACCUGAUACUUCUAGGAUGGGGCGCAGUCUUUGGAGGUGACGUCUUUUCACUCAAUAAAAUUCUUAGAUCAGAUUAAUUACUGUUGGCGUUUAAAAACUUGGGAAACUAAAAUAGAUCUAAGUAAUAAAAUUUGAUAUUCAA
Molecule: messenger RNA, 2515 nt
Organism: Danaus plexippus (monarch butterfly)
Lineage: Eukaryota; Metazoa; Arthropoda; Insecta; Lepidoptera; Nymphalidae
Gene: Hpr1
Product: THO complex subunit 1
Exons: 10
Coding region: 156-2147 (663 amino acids)
Biological process (GO): mRNA export from nucleus; regulation of DNA-templated transcription elongation; signal transduction
Cellular component (GO): THO complex part of transcription export complex
Molecular function (GO): protein binding
Source: RefSeq, a predicted model, not a curated record